AUGCGCGCAACCGACAUUUGUGAGGCCACCAUUGAACCGCAAAAGCUUCCGGUAUCGACCUACAGCAGAGGUCAAGAGGGACGAUGCAUCGAUAUUGGUCGUCACAAAACGUUUCGGUGCAUCAUUGACGAAGCGUAUGCGCAUUCGCUUACUGCUGUGGAGAACUUGAUGCUGGUACUGGAUCAGUAUAACAUAGAUGCUGCUCGGACAACUCUCCAGCUGGAAAGAGACCGAAAAUGUAUGUGGGAUGUGUUGGAUCACCAACAAACUGGCAGCGCUUCCAAUGCUCUGGAGUAUCUCGGUCUCACUGCCAACUACAUUUACCUGGAUUUCGCAGUCCGCUACAGACUAGAGGUCUGUGUGACCAGAGGAUACCUCAGGGAACAUGCCAUUGGUGCCGCAUUCUUGGGGAAGUUGGCAGCUUUGGACACUGCAAAAGCAAGCCAGAUGCUGGAAUACCUGGCUGAUAAAGAGCUUAAAAUCGAGGAUCCCCUGCAGAUCUUUGAGGAUGCACAAUUUCGAUACACACCUGCUAAGAAGCGCAUUCCGCACUAUUGCUCACUUGUGCUCAAGGCCAACAUCACGCCAACUUCACUGAAACUAAACAUGCCGAAUGUUGAGAGCUCAAAUCGCGUCAUGCGAAGAUACAACGACGUGCAGGACCGAUUCCUCCGCGUGCAGUUUCUUUCAGAAACGGAGUCUGACCGCAUUGCAAAGGAUCGCUACAACAACGACGAUGUCUGGAAGCGCCUUUUGCGAGUGCUAUACAAGGGCAUCCGGAUCGGCGAUCGCACCUAUGAAUUUCUAGCGUUUGGAAAUUCGCAGCUACGAGAGGGGAGCGUUAUGCUUUUCUGUCCGACUGCACAUCUAUCCUGCGAUGACAUUCGCAAGUGGCUGGGCAACUUUAACCACAUUCGCAACAUCGCCAAAUUUGGAGCUCGCAUUGGGCAGUGCUUUUCGACCACACGGGAGGUGCGCGGUGUUCGCGUGCCCACCAUCCGCCAUAUUGACGACAUAGAAGGCGACGGCGAGUGCUUUACCGACGGCGUGGGUAUCAUCUCCGAGCUCCUAGCUAAGCUGGUCGUCGAUGAGAUGAAACUUGACGUCGUGGGAAACCCAUCUGCUUUCCAGUUUCGCAUGGGUGGCGCCAAGGGAGUUCUCGCAGUAUGGCCGCGUGAAUAUGCAAAGAACAUGGAAGUUUGUCUACGAAAAUCGCAGAUCAAAUUCAGCACCGAGACCAACACGCUUGAGAUCGUCAAGGUUGCCAGGGCCACGACAGCGACGCUCAAUCGCCAGAUCAUUGUCAUUUUGGAGUACCUCGGAGUCAGCCACAGCACGUUUCUGGCGCUGCUGAACAAACACAUCAAUCAGUACGAAGAAGCCAUGAAGAAUCGCGCUGCUGCGAUUGAUCUCCUGACAAAAUUUGUUGACGAGAACCAGACAACUGUCAUUCUAGCCGAGCUUCUCAAGACCGACUUUCAAGAUCCUUUUAUCAAGAAUCUUCUAAAGCUCUGGCGGUCUUGGUCAUUGAAACUCAUGAAAGAGAAGUGCCGUAUCCAUGUCGAGAAGAGUGCAUUCGUCAUGGGGUGCGUCGACGAGACUGGCACUUUGCGAGGGCACUCUAUUCUGGCAGAAGGAAAGCAAGCCAAGAAGAAUGUUUCAAGUCUGCCGCAGAUAUUUCUUCAAAUCAGUGACCGGAAGUAUCGAAGCAAGACCACAAUAAUUCAAGGAAUUUGCCUCAUUGGCCGCAAUCCGUCAUUACACGCCGGCGACAUCCGCGUUGUCCAAGCGGUCGAUAAUCCACGUCUACGCCACCUCAAGGAUGUGGUUGUUUUCCCCUCCAAGGGCGAUCGGUCGCUUCCAAGCCUGCUUUCAGGAGGCGAUCUAGACGGCGAUGACUACUUUGUCCUCUGGGAUUCUAGCCUCAUCCCUCAGAUUUGGAAUACUCCGCCGAUGCGCUCCAUGCCGAUCACACCUCAAGAUUUGGACAGGGAUGUCGAGGUGAACGACUUGCGCAACUUUGUCGUCAAGUAUAUGAAGAACGACUUUUUGGCGUACAUUGCCAUUGCGCAUCAGGCGCACGCAGAUCAAUCGGGAGUAGCAUCUCGCAUAUGUUUGCAGCUUGCUGAGCUUCAUUCACAGGCGGUCGACUACCCAAAAACCGGUGUGCCAGCGGAAUGGAGUCGAGCCAAAUACUGGCCAAAAAAGUGGCCGCAUUUUAUGGAACGGAAGGGCUACACGUACACGUCUCGCACUGCGCUCGGGAAACUGUAUGACCGUUUGGCUGACGAAAAUUAUGACUACGUUCCCAGCUGCGAGGAUGAGUUUGAUUCGAGAAUCGUGGACAGCUUUGACUUUACCAACGAUGUUCUGAAAACAGCCCGUAAUAUGAAGGCAGAGUAUGACAUGACUAUUAGGCGACUGUUGAAGCAGUCCCGGAUUGCCACCGAGUUUGAGCUCUACUCUGGUUGGGCCAUGUCCAAGGGCCCGGCGGGCACGCAUUACAAGCGCCAGGAGGACCUCGGGCAGCAGUUCGACACGGUCAAGCAGCGUUUUCGCGAAAUGUGCAUCCAGGCGGCCGGAGACGCGGGCGGCAAGCUGGAGUGGCUUGUCGCCGCCAUCUACAAGGUGACCCAAGACGAAGUCAAGAGUUUCUUGAGCGAGACCGAGGCCGAGGACUUGAACUUUUCACCUCGAACCAUGCCGCUCAUCAGCUUCCCGUGGAUCUUUCACUGGGUUCUGGUCAAGAUUGCAUCGGGACACGGCUACAAGCCGCUCGAGACGAAUUUGGUGCCGGUCGUUCGUUUUGCGCCAACGGCAGUGCCUGCGCCAGCCCGAGAAGCCGACGGUGACGUCCCUCAGAACAUGGAUGCAACCAGGGGUGGAGGGUCGCCAAAGCCCACGCCAGAGGCGAAAGACGUCGUCAGGCUUGACGAACAAAUUGAACUCCUCAUAGAUUUUGACGCUGUCGAGGAAAGCAAGUCAGAGAAGACUAGAGAUGGCACCCCAGAAGAAGAAGCCGAUAGCCCCGAGCCGUCACAGAGCGCACGCAGCUUUGAGACGCUGCCGUGCGAAUACGACUCAAGCGCACAAUCCCGUCCUCCUAGUGAGAGGUGCAAGGAAAAGGCAAUCGGGGCAACGGAGGCGAUGCAAAGCGCAGCGCUGGUUUCGCGUCACAUGGACUAUCGAGAGUCAAAGGUGGAUCAAUUGCUGCGGAUGUGCGAGGACUCUGACGAGGAUUGA
Messenger RNA from Cordyceps fumosorosea ARSEF 2679, 3243 nucleotides. Its product is annotated as RNA-directed RNA polymerase (Sad-1). Gene Ontology annotation, cellular component: nuclear RNA-directed RNA polymerase complex. The record is from RefSeq and is a predicted model, not a curated record. Bases 1 to 3243 code for a protein of 1080 amino acids. Gene Ontology annotation, biological process: siRNA processing. Gene Ontology annotation, molecular function: RNA-directed RNA polymerase activity. The transcript has 2 exons. NCBI's taxonomy places the organism in Eukaryota, Fungi, Ascomycota, Sordariomycetes, Hypocreales, Cordycipitaceae.